Messenger RNA from Theobroma cacao (cacao), 384 nucleotides. The record is from RefSeq and is a predicted model, not a curated record. NCBI's taxonomy places the organism in Eukaryota, Viridiplantae, Streptophyta, Magnoliopsida, Malvales, Malvaceae.
AUGAAUAGUGGUGUCUGCAUCAAAGGAAGUUGCUACAAUGAUUACAAUCAUGACUUUUAUGGGCUGCUUGGAGACAUUCUAAAUUAUGUUCGAAGUGAUGGAAAAAAGAGUGAUCUGAAUGAAGGGGUGUAUCAAAAAGAUGAAGCAUCUUUCAAUACACAAUUUGAUGAUCUUUUUCACGACCUUGACAACAAUACAAUUCUUGUUAGUGGUGAAUAUGAAGAGGUUAAUGCGUUUGUUGAUGUUAAACAUAAUGAAAAGGAUGAUGUAGAUGAAGGAGUUGAAAGAGAAGAUGAAGAGACAGAGGAAGAUGCAAACAAAGAUGAUGAUGAUGAUGAAGAUGAGAAUGAAGAAAAUGAGUUUACGGUUUUAGAUGAUGAUUAA